ACGUCACGGCACGGUCGAAGUAAACAAACAACGUCGCGAAGGCCAAUUUUGAUGUGGUGGUGGUGCGUGUGACGAUCCCCUAAUUUGGUUAAAAUGAACGCUAAUCGGCCGGCUUCCGUUCGGUCCACGCUAUUGUGCGCGUAGUGCGACCGCUCAACUGUGCAUUGUGAAUGGAGAAAUGAUUAGUUCCUAUUAAAACCCCGUGGGCAGCUACUUGCAUGGAGUAUCGUUCAUCUCACCCCCCACUCCACACCAUCAUCCGUCCUGGAACGUGUAACGCAUCGUAGAAGUGUGCAUUGGGUAGCGUCAUCACACCGGCAACGUACAACCGUAUUACACCAGCAUCAUGAAUCAAGAAGUUCGCUUUCGUCGUAAGCACGUGAUAAUAUUCCUGUCCAUCGUCGGAAUCCUGUUCAUCUACUCGCUAAGUUCCAGCCGGGACUGUACGGGAAGUGAGCAGUUCUCAAGGUCAAAGCUGGAUGGAGCUGAAUCUUGGGAAGCUGGUCAAGGACGCGACGCCUUUCUGCCCAAUCGAAAGGGUCCAACGAUCUACGCGGUAACGCCGACCUACGCGAGGCCCGUGCAGAAGGCCGAACUAACACGCCUUUCGCAGGUCAUCCGUUUGGUGCCAAACGUGUUCUGGGUGAUAGUGGAGGACGCAUCGCAAACGUCCACCCUGGUCACCAAUCUGCUCCGGCGAAGCGGUUUGCAGGAGCGCAGCGUACAACUGUUUGCCAAAACACCGACCAAUUUUAAGCUGCAAGGCAAAGAUCCAAACUGGCUCAAGCCACGUGGCGUGGAGCAGCGCAAUGAAGCGCUCAAGUGGAUACGGAACCGGUUGAAGCAUAAUGCCCUUGGUGAGCCGGAGUCCCCCAGUCACUCGAUCGUUUACUUUAUGGACGAUGAUAAUACGUACAGCACGGAGCUGUUUGAAGAAAUGUCAACAAUUGAACGGAGCAAGGUUGGCGUUUGGCCCGUCGGUCUGGUUGGCGGGCUGAUGGUAGAGAAGCCCGUGCUGAACCGGGACGGUUUGGUGCUUGGGUUUAACAGUGCCUGGAAACCGGAACGUCCGUUCCCGCUCGAUAUGGCCGGGUUUGCAAUCAGCUCCGAUCUGCUGUUGGAAAACCCGCAGGCCCAGUUCAGCUACGAAGUCGAACGUGGCUACCAGGAGAGUGAAAUCCUGCGCCAUCUCACGAUCGUACAUGACAUGCAGCCGCUCGCGAACCGGUGCAAGGAUGUGCUGGUAUGGCACACCCGCACCGAAACGCCGAAGCUCGACGCGGAGAAGGCACUGCAAAAGAGUGGCAAGAAAUCGAACGACGGCAUGGAGGUGUAAGACAGACAGACGGUAGAAGGCGCAUGCAACCUACGGUAAGCGUCUUAUGCGCCCAAUGGCACGCUAACUUGGUGAUGGUAGUAGAUACAGGGUUUUCAAUGAUAUUAUUGACGUGUUCAGCGAGUUGUUGAUUCGUUCGGGCAUAUAAUUGACACUUUCAGCGAGAUAUUGAAUUGUUCGGAAGCAGGCGUUGACAAGUUCGGCGAUACUAUAGAGCUGUCACUUUCGUACCCCUUGGACUGCAGCUUGGAUCAUUCUCAUCAGAAAGUAAACAUACGGUUUUCGUAAAAAUAUGUUUGUUUUAACUAAUUCAUGAAUUAAACAGCUUGGAGAAUGAUUAUUAGCUACUUUUAGGACUUUUCAGAAUGAAAAAUUGAACCCUGCGGCACAGUGUGUAAACAAAACAAAUGACAACACUACACAAUUGCUGAACUUGUCAACGCCUGCUUACGAACAAUUCAAUAUCUCGCUGAAAGUGUCAAUUAUAUGCCCGAACGAAUCAACAACUCGCUGAACAUGUCAAUAAUAUCAUUGAAAACCCUGUAAGCUAGGUUAAGAUCCCCUCGACACCACAGUAGUGUAAGGAACAGGUAAACAUUGUGGACCACAGCAACUCGUUUUUUAAAUGUAUGGCGUGCAGCUAAAAUGUUAGAAAUUUCAACCUAUUUAAUUUAUUUCAACUCACACAACUCGACGAGAUAUUGCACUCUUUAUUAGCAACUGGUUAGUUGGCGCCAAAGGCGAACAUUUGUCGGCGAGUAAUGAUGAUCAAAUUAGGUGUGAUUAAAGCCAAGCCGAAAACGACUCAUUUUAAUUAAGAGAUGAAACCAU
Messenger RNA from Anopheles coluzzii, 2167 nucleotides. It is a transcript of the gene GlcAT-I, whose product is annotated as galactosylgalactosylxylosylprotein 3-beta-glucuronosyltransferase I. Gene Ontology annotation, molecular function: galactosylgalactosylxylosylprotein 3-beta-glucuronosyltransferase activity. The transcript is spliced from 3 exons. NCBI's taxonomy places the organism in Eukaryota, Metazoa, Arthropoda, Insecta, Diptera, Culicidae. The coding region runs from base 347 to 1336 and encodes 329 amino acids. Gene Ontology annotation, cellular component: Golgi membrane. Gene Ontology annotation, biological process: carbohydrate metabolic process; chondroitin sulfate proteoglycan biosynthetic process. The record is from RefSeq and is a predicted model, not a curated record.